AUGAUCCGAUCGUACUGCAAGUACAAUGUAACAAUCAAACACGAUUCUCAAUGUGUAUCUCAGGCUGAGUAUGCCUUUGUCGGUCCAGUUCCCUUUGGCUGGAUUGGUUUAUUUUGUUCAAUGAUGGGACUCAAUCUAAUCCUAUGGUUGAUAGCGUUUUUAAAGAACCGGAAAAUUCAUCCACCAUUCUGGUACCUAAUUGUUAGCAUGCUCCAGAAUUUUGCCUUUUCGGUUUAUCCAUGGGCAAUCCUUAAAUAUCAGAUGGAUACAUGGCAAAUGCAAUACAUCAUGGCUAUUCCAAUCGUAUCAUUCUUUCUUAUUGUCAGCAACAUACUCAUUUUAAAUCUUUCAAUGAUUCUUAGCACUGACGGCAAGCCAAAAGGUAUCUUAAGAGUCAGGAUGCUUUUGUUCGAGUAUUUUUGCAAAUGCUGCUGUUCAUUUCGACUUCAGUUUAUGCCAAAACAUUGCUGCAUCAAGGAAAGCCAAUCGAAGGACAUUCUUAACAAAGGAGCAGGAAAUCCACCUAUUUUACUCCUAAGAGCAAAGCCCAAGGAUUUGAUUUUGAAAGGAAUUGCGCAGCAAGGAAGCGAGCCCAUCAAGUAUGGUUCAUGGGAACCAACUGAGGCAUUGGAUGUUGAAGUUCAUCACAGAAUUUCACUCAUCAAAGUCAAAACUGAAUUAGAAAUCAGUGAAGAAGUUCAAGGCUACAUCAACAUGGCAAUCAGUGAAUACAAGAAGAAAUUUCGCGCCAUUAACAAUGCCAUGCAGAUGGCUAGGCGAAUGCAGCCGAUUCAAUUUGAAGAUCCCGAUAUCGAAGUAAUUGCUACAACAUAUAACAUUGCACAGUGCUUCUGCAUUGCCCAUAAGAGCCUAUACGUAAAGUUCAUGAAUUCCAUAGUUGGAAAGUUCAUUUAUACAUUUCUCAUGUUUAUCGGUUUAUCCCUUAUAUUUGAUGAUAUUUUCAUCAUUCUUGCCCACUACGAGAAGCGUCACAUCAGGAGGAAGGUUUCACAUGAUACUUCGUUGAAAUACCAAGCUUUCAAAGCAAAUCCGGAGUAUUCUUCCGACGAAUGCACAAACCCAUCUCAGUUAAGCUACUCAAUGACUAUUAACCCAGCUGCCCAGCAAUACGUAAUGAUGGAAAUGCAAAGAUACCAAUACAAUAACCAAUACUCGUUUGCACCCCAACCAAUGAUUUCACCGAUGCAACAGGCUCCUCCUGGAUACCCUGGAUAUAAAAUGCCACCUCAGCAGGGCGGAUAUCCACAGCAACAACAACAAGGAUAUCCAAAUUAUCAGAUGCCUCCUCAACAAGGAUACCCACAGCAGCAGGGAUACCCGCAACAGCAAGGAUAUCCACAGCAGCCUCAAAUGCAACAACAACAACCUUACUACUACGGAGCUCCCCCUCAACAGCAACAACAACAACAACCACAGCAACUUCAACAGGAUGAUUCUAAGGAUGAGUUCCAGAUACAAUGA
This is a messenger RNA of Trichomonas vaginalis G3, 1482 nucleotides long. RefSeq lists its product as uncharacterized. The transcript has a single exon. The record is from RefSeq and is a predicted model, not a curated record. Bases 1 to 1482 code for a protein of 493 amino acids. NCBI's taxonomy places the organism in Eukaryota, Parabasalia, Trichomonadida, Trichomonadidae.